Molecule: messenger RNA, 1030 nt
Organism: Bactrocera dorsalis (oriental fruit fly)
Lineage: Eukaryota; Metazoa; Arthropoda; Insecta; Diptera; Tephritidae
Exons: 2
Coding region: 101-1030 (309 amino acids)
Source: RefSeq, a predicted model, not a curated record
CAGGGAGCUUUGAAAUUUUCUUUGAAAACAGUAUUAUAUAAAAUAAUAUCUAAUUUUUUUCAAAGAUGAUGAUAUUCCAUCCACGAGCGCUGCAGCAGCAAUGUGUCGUGAUGCUACGAUGAUACAGCAGUGGAAUAUAGCACAAAUGGUCAAAUACUUGGGCUCACAUGAAUUAUUCGUAUUAUUUGCCGAGGUAUACGGUCUGUUGCCAAAAAGUCGGCUUUGUGUCAUUCACAAAACUCAAAUGGCAUUGCACAAACGCCACGUAGGGUAUUUUAAAUGCUCUAGGGGCAAUUGUAGGACGAAGUCCCUUAUUUCAAGGGCAGCGGGCACGUGGUUUGAAGGCGUCAAAAUAAGCUUUCCCCACGUGUUUUACAUAAUGUAUUUUACUCGGGAAGGUAUUUAUAGGGAAAAUUAUGUGAGCGUUGGAAAGAAACUGUCAUCUGCCACUAUCUCCGACUGGUAUAGCUACUGCAGGGAAGCGGUAGUUAUAUUUCAGUUAGACCACCAAGAAUUCAAAGGGAAGAUUGGUGGUCCAGGUAAGGUAGUGCAGAUUGACGAAAGUAAAUUCGGGAAACGCAAAUACAACAAAGGAAGACGCGUAGAAGGGCAUUGGGUGCUGGGAAUGAUAGAGGAUGGCAGUGAGGACCUCAGACUGGAGGUAUGCUCUGACAAUGUACGUUCCGCUGAGGUCCUCAUCCCUCUUAUUCGUAAACAUGUUCACGAAGGAACAACCAUAAGGACCGAUUUUUGGCGCGCAUAUGAAUGCCUCCCGGAGUAUGGUUACAACCAUGAAAAGGUUAACCAUAGUGACCCUGGCAAUCCAUUCGUCGCCGAGGAUGGCACACACACUCAAAGAAUAGAGUCGCAUUGGCGUGUAGUAAAAAGAUUCUUUUACAAAGAUAACUAUAAUAAUCCGGCAAACUUUGCUGAUGUUAUAGUGGAAUUUUUAUGGAGGCGGGAAAUCCAAAAAAAACAUACAGACCCAUUUAUUGCGUUACUGGGUGUUAUUAAAUACAUAUGUGUAUAA